Messenger RNA from Histoplasma capsulatum G186AR, 1322 nucleotides. RefSeq names its product homoserine kinase. Gene Ontology annotation, biological process: L-threonine metabolic process. Bases 74 to 1126 code for a protein of 350 amino acids. Lineage: Eukaryota; Fungi; Ascomycota; Eurotiomycetes; Onygenales; Ajellomycetaceae. The transcript is spliced from 4 exons. The record is from RefSeq and is a predicted model, not a curated record. Gene Ontology annotation, molecular function: homoserine kinase activity; ATP binding.
AAUUCGCCAACUUUCACUGAUUUAAAUAUAAUAGUGGGACCUGAUUAGAGGCACCACGGGGCGCAGAACAGACAUGUCCUUUUCAAUCAAAGUACCCUGCUCAUCUGCAAAUAUUGGCCCAGGUUUCGAUGUGAUUGGCCUGGCUCUUUCUAUCUACCUCGAGCUUCACGUUACUACAAGGAGUACAACGUCCUCUAAAUUUCAACUCAAUUGUGCAAUCACGUAUGAGGGCGAGAGCGAAGCGGAGGUUAGCUUAGAUCCGGAAGUCAAUCUCAUCACGCGCGUUGCCCUCUAUGUUCUCCGAUGUCACGAUAAACGUGCUUUCCCUGUUGAGACUCAUGUUCAUAUCAAAAACCCCAUCCCCCUCGGAAGAGGCCUGGGUUCGAGCGGAGCGGCGGUUACCGCGGGGGUUAUACUGGGGAAUGAAAUAGGAGGCUUAAAUAUGACCAAAGCUCGAAUGUUAGAUUACUGUUUGAUGAUAGAGCGGCACCCCGAUAAUGUUGCAGCAGCCCUAUACGGCGGUUUCGUGGGCACCUAUCUGAACGAAUUGCGACCAGAGGAUCUAGCUUGGAAAGAGAUCCCUUUGAGUGAAGUUCUCCCAGCACCAGCCGGCGGUAUUGAUACUGGCGUGAAACCACCAGAACCACCCCUCGGGAUUGGCCAUUACAAAAAGUUCCCCUGGUCACCACAAAUCAAGGCCAUCACGAUAAUACCUAAUUUCGAGCUGCCCACAGCGACAGCUCGUGAAGUCCUGCCGGAAAUGUACUCGAGGGCGGACGUCAUAUUUAACCUCCAACGCGCCACUCUUCUCCCAUCAGCCCUCAGCCAAUGCCCAUUAGAUCCAGAUAUGAUUUACCUCGCAAUGCAAGACAAAGUGCAUCAGCCAUACCGAAAACACCUCGUGCCAGGGCUUACUGAAAUCCUCAAUUCCAUGACUCCUUCCACCCAACCCGGUUUAUUAGGGAUAUGCCUUUCGGGUGCAGGACCUACAAUCUUGGCCCUUGCCACGACUAAUUUCAGUCAGAUAGCCGAUCGCAUUGUUUCGCAGUUCGGACAACAUGGUAUCGAAUGUCGGUGGGAGGUGCUGGAGCCUGCUGAGGACGGGGCGCUGGUGGAAAGGAAGUAAGUAAGUAGCAUGGAGAGACGGAGGGGAUGACGAUUUUUUGGCAUGUCAUAGAUAUACAAUUUUCAUUACGUUGGAGUUUUAAUGAGGCUAGAUGACAAUAGAGAUUCCCUAUUUAUAAGCGAAGAAUUUAUAUAUAUAUGUAUAUAUAUGAAUAUAUGUCGUUAUAAUACCCCAAUAAUCCUUUAAUUCGAAUACG